AUGUGCGGUCUUUUCAGAACAUCAAAAGGCGUCGGAGCAACGAUAGACGGGAAGGAAGACCAAAGUCCGCCAACACUACAGAUGAGUACGAAGCGACAUGGAGUCCCGGCACAACUAAACAACUUCAGCGAAAUCAGAGCUCCUCAGCCCGUGGAGGACAAAAAUGGCGUGAAGAUCUACCUAUCUGCUUCACCGGUUGAGGAUGAGACGCUUUCCACGACGCGUCAUAUCGAGAUCAAAGAAUAUGGAAAGUGUGAUGGUCAACAGCCCUCGUGUGGUCGUUGUACCGGCUUCGGCUAUGUUUGUACCUGGGCCCGAAGGAAAGGCAUCGGCAGAUACAGUCCCCCUGUUCAAUCUCCUAGGGAGGGUCAUUUCAUUCCUUCGUCUGAUGCUCUAUCUGAGAACGGCGGUACUGAAAACAAUGCUUUAUUGAGUAGAUUGAUGAAAUCUUAUGAGUCUUUGAUCCAGAGUUUUCGACCAAAGCUGAGCGACGCUGAAAGUGCCGCGAUGGAACUUUCCCUUGAAAGCAUCCGAAGAACAUUUCCACACGCCAAGGCAUGCACAAUGAAGACUUCAAAUUUAGAAUCAGAGCCGGACGAUACUCUAGUGACCACUCCUACGUAUCUUGGCAAGGCGAGUGAAAUACAUUUCGUGGACACUGUGAUGGACUCUCUUUAUCAGCAGAAGAAAAGGCACCCUAAAAGUCGAGACACAAGCGAAAGCAAUGACAGAAGAGUGGACCUUCUAAACACCAUUUCUAUGUUUGAAAGCCCCUUGCGACUACCGUCCAAGGAAUGUGGACUUGAUUAUCUGGAUGUCUAUUUCUCCACGAUACAUGUUGCUUAUCCAUUUUUGAACAAGCCUCUGGUCAUACAUCAUGCCCACCGAGUCCUAAGCGGUGACCUCAAACAAGGGGAUCUUUGUCCAUGGCUCGCUUUGCUAAAUCGGCUACUGGCUCUGCAGCUCGGUCGACCUACGGCGAUACAUGAGACAGACUUUGCCGUACUGCUUCCCUCACGUAUUGAAACAAAUCCUAUUGAGGCAAACACGAAGGACAUGUCGCCUCAACUCGAGCUAGGAGAUAGCGAAAGCGAUGAUGGCGAAGAUACGACUCUGGGAGAAGAAAAUGGGGCGGAAUCAGAGCGGCAAGCUUCUACCAUGGACUAUUUUCUCUCAGUAAUUCAACUUUCUCGCAUUCUUGGGCAGGUGAUCCGGGAGCUAUAUCAUCCCACACAAGUCGAAGCCUCUUUGGAUGAUAUGCUAAUCAGUACUUCCACAAUCAAUGAGUCGCUUGUGGCGUGGAAAAUUUCCCUACCAUAUCAUCUCAGAUUCGAUUGGGGCCAUACCUUUGAGAAGUCGAAAACCUUCAAACGUCAGCGCGACAAUCUCCAUCUCUCUGGUCUGCUUGAAAAAAAUAGCAACCAAAUCGAUCGGGCGGAAAAGAUCUGUAUCAAUGAAGCCCAACAGACCGCGCGUUUGUUAUAUGACGUGGAUCAUGAGAGGAAUCUGAUACAGGAUUUUCCUUGGUGGCAGAUGGUCUCAUGCAUUUUAUGUGCAAGUUCAAUCUUGCUUGUCGCAGAUUCUUGCCUCAUCAAUGAGGGAAAUUGCGCAGAGAUGCUACAUCAAGAUUUCCGAAAAGAUGCAGAAAAUUGCUUAAAAGUGUUCGAGGCUCUCAGUGUCGAUUCUGAAGCUAUUCAGAGGGCGAAGACGAUGUUGAAAGGGGUAGCCGAGCGGCAACGUCUCACCGAUGCGCCCUGCAAGAUACGUGGAAAAUCUCAGCUACCUCCGGUAGAAGCACACGCCGUAAAUGCAUCACUAAACUUGCCUGUCGCCUCCAACAUUGAUACCGAUUCCGCUUUAGCUUUCCCUUUGGACUCAGUUGACAGCACUCAAAACGUCGACUGGCUGUCUCAGUGGCCAAGCGAAAUAUCUGACACAAUGCAGUGGUCUGCACAAUUUUUUGACGCAACAUUCGAUCCUGGACAGAGUAGCGGAGGAUCGCCGUAUGCAGAUGGCAAUGUUGAUAACAGCACCAUAGGAGCGUGA
Molecule: messenger RNA, 2046 nt
Organism: Bacidia gigantensis
Lineage: Eukaryota; Fungi; Ascomycota; Lecanoromycetes; Lecanorales; Ramalinaceae
Exons: 5
Coding region: 1-2046 (681 amino acids)
Biological process (GO): positive regulation of transcription by RNA polymerase II
Cellular component (GO): nucleus
Molecular function (GO): DNA-binding transcription factor activity, RNA polymerase II-specific; zinc ion binding; sequence-specific DNA binding
Source: RefSeq, a predicted model, not a curated record